CCGGGACGCUGUUCGCCCCUGUUCGCCCUUGUCCUGAGAAUGCGGCUGCUCAACACCAACUCCGUCGAUGGCCUCCGCGCCAUCGCCGUGCUGCACAUCGUACUCGGCCACCACAGCACCUACACUGGCUACAUUGCGCACACCACACCGUCCACGCAGGAAGCACCCGACGCCGACGAGGCAGACGCCUUCGGGUGCAGCACUAAAUGGUGCACAGGCGGCUCUCUGAACUGCUGGGCCGGCUCGGACUUCGAUGGAUGCACGUGCGCCCUCGGCGAGGCUCGCAUGACGGGUCGGAUGUGGCCACACGCCUUCUACGAGGGCCACAUCCGAGGGCCACACGCGUAUGAGUGCUGCCUACCGUCCACGAACUAUACUGACCUCGUGGGCGUCACGUGUGGCAGCUACAUUCCAGCGGACGACCCGAUGCACCGCACCACGUCGGGUCUCGACCUGAUCGGCGGCGCGUCGAUGAGUUUGUUCUACAUCAUCAGCGGAUUCGUCCUCAUGCUCGGAUACGGCAGUGUGCGCCCGGUGCCGCGAGGCACCGACACGAGUUGCUGCGGCGACGGCACCUCGGCCAACGCGGGCUGCUGCUUCCCGUGCUUCUGCGCGCCGACCAAGGAGGUGGAGGCGGAACCGGCGGAGGCGCCGCUGCCGCCGCUCAGCGCGCGCGACUUUUACAUCAAGCGCUUCGCGCGCAUCGGGCCGCUCUGGUACCUGGGCAACCUGCUCGCGGUGCCGCUGUACUUCACGGGCCACACCCAUGCAACGGGCGCGUGGUGGUGGGGGGGCUUCGUGCUCUCCCUCUUCCCGCUCGGCCUGAACUCGUGGACCGUCCUGUUCUUCCCGCCGGCGGGCCACCUCUGGACGAUCUCCACCAUGACGUUCUUCUACCUCCUCUUCCCACGCAUCGCGAUCCACCUGACUCGCGUCCACCCGAAGCAGGUGCGCACGUUUGCGUGCGCACUGUACGGCAUCCAGCUGGGGCUCUUCGUCUGCAUGCUCUUUGGUGCUGGAGCCAUCUUCGGCGGCGAGUUGGGAUACUGGUGGGCAAGAGUGUGGCCGCCGAUUCGACUGCCGACCUUUGUGAUGGGCAUGCUCGCCGCGCGCCAGGCAGAGCUCGAGGCCAAGGACCCGGCACUCUCGCAGAACUGCUACUCGCUCGCCAAGGCGUGCCGCCGGCACUAUGCGACGGCGCUCCUCCUCGUGUGGCUCCUCAUCGUCGUCCUCGGCAUCCUCGAGCAGCUCUUCCUCACUUCGGCCGGCUUCGGCUACCUCUGCCGCAUCGCCGGCGAGGCGGCGCUGCCGAUCCUCUUCUAUGAACUCAUCGUCGCCCUCGCGUACCCGGCGAGCGCGCCAAGGCCGCCCUCGACGACGCACGCCUUCCUCGGCUCGGAGCCGCUGCGCCGCUUCGCCAACAUCAGCCUCGCCGUCUAUGUCGUCCAUCAGACGCUCAUCAUCUACAUGACACUCGCCGCCUACGGUGUGUUGUGGCCGGGCGCGUUCGCCACCAACGGUGGCCCAGAGGUCUGGAGAUCGGCUGCAAGCAAGGGAAGGGCAGGAGGGGCGCUCAUGCUGAUGCCCAAGUGGGGCACCGCCGCCACGCUGCCCCUCUCGAUUUUCCUCGGGUGGCUGCUUACCUACGGCUUCGAGCGGCCCAUGAGCCGCGCGAUCCGGCGCUGCGUGGCAUCGCCCACGCGCCGAGGUAGCGUCGCGCCGCGCUCCGUUCCUUAAAUUCUACAAAGUCCCCGUGUCUCCGUGUGUCUCUGUGGUGGGGCGGCCUGUGCCGCCGUUCCUCCUUAACCUUAUCCCUCCACCGACCCUGCUGCUGCUAAAAAAGAAUCGUAUACCC
Molecule: messenger RNA, 1855 nt
Organism: Emiliania huxleyi CCMP1516
Lineage: Eukaryota; Haptophyta; Isochrysidales; Noelaerhabdaceae
Exons: 1
Coding region: 40-1737 (565 amino acids)
Biological process (GO): polysaccharide biosynthetic process
Cellular component (GO): membrane
Molecular function (GO): acyltransferase activity, transferring groups other than amino-acyl groups
Source: RefSeq, a predicted model, not a curated record